This is a messenger RNA of Papaver somniferum (opium poppy), 747 nucleotides long. RefSeq lists its product as uncharacterized. The transcript is spliced from 2 exons. Bases 36 to 527 code for a protein of 163 amino acids. The record is from RefSeq and is a predicted model, not a curated record. Lineage: Eukaryota; Viridiplantae; Streptophyta; Magnoliopsida; Ranunculales; Papaveraceae.
AAACGAAGUUAGAGCUUCUUAUUUUCUACACUGUAAUGGCUUCUCAAAAAAUCCACCUCUUCAAGAAGUCAGCAAUUGAAGAUGGAACUCCUGAGUUGUAUUAUCUGAAUCCAUCUGAUAACUUAUGGAAAAUAGCAUCUGAAUGGAGAGUCGUUGAAUAUGAAGAUAUUCUUGUUUUGACGAUGCAUAUGAUUGGCAUUGGGGAUCUUGUUUCGGUCCUAAUGGAUGGAAAGUUUAUGAAUAUUGAAGUAGAGAAAGAAAACAAGGAAAAGGCUGCUCGUUUUCAACAUAAGGAUGGGAUGAAGAAUUUCUGUAUUGAAAUGAAUCCUCACUUUCUUAAGUUAGGAAUUACCCUUGAUCCUACUGUCCAAUUGUCUCAAGGUACUUCAAGGACUUUCAUUACCAAACUCACACCUGAAGAAAUCAAGAAAUAUGCUGAAACGAAGAAUGAUCCUAAACCCAAAGCUGAUGAAGAAGAAGACAAGGGGCCGUAUACUGUAACGAUCGAUGUUUCUCGACUCCCCUGAAGAAUUAAAGAACAACUUAAUGGUAAGAGGGGAAAUGGAAGGUGGUCUAGUCCUUGGUUUUUAAGUUUGCUGCUGCUAUUGUCUUUUGAAUUUUCUUUCUAGGUUUUCCUUUUCUUCUAGGGUUGGUUUAUUUAUGUCUUUUAUGAUUUUAGUUUCCUUUUGAAAGUUGUUAGAAGAUUGAUUGAUUUUCUGAUAAUCAGGAGGAUCACAAAAUGUAAUC